Messenger RNA from Histoplasma capsulatum G186AR, 1194 nucleotides. RefSeq lists its product as uncharacterized. The transcript is spliced from 6 exons. Gene Ontology annotation, biological process: mitotic DNA damage checkpoint signaling; protein phosphorylation. Gene Ontology annotation, molecular function: protein serine/threonine kinase activity; ATP binding. The record is from RefSeq and is a predicted model, not a curated record. Gene Ontology annotation, cellular component: cytoplasm; nucleus. Lineage: Eukaryota; Fungi; Ascomycota; Eurotiomycetes; Onygenales; Ajellomycetaceae. The coding region runs from base 1 to 1194 and encodes 397 amino acids.
AUGACUUCUUUCCAUAGUCGAGUCAAGCGUCGACCGGGAUCACCCACUCCGGGGUGGUUUACGCGUGGGCCAGAUGGUUAUAACUCUGAGAGUCUGUCUGUAUAUGAGCAUGGCGAUUUCUGCCCCGUUUUGCUGGGUGAUGUGAAGGGUGGACAGGAUUUGCUUCAGAGUGGAAACACGAUCUCCUUCAAAAUCGUAGCCAAGCUGGGCUACGGCUCCUUCUCGACUGUCUGGCUGGCCAAAAAUGUUAAAACCGAUGAAUAUCUUGCACUGAAAUUUCUCACACUUAAGUGCAGUACCCGUGACAAUACUGAAAUGAGGAUUCUCAAAAAGCUAGGGAAGUUGCGCUGUGCAUUCUUCUACAAACAUAUCAACAAUCUCGAAUAUCUAUGUCUAGGCAUGGAUCCUGCAGGGUCAAGUCUACACGACCGAGAGAACAGCGAGGUCCCCCUUCCAUCAAGCAUAUCUACAAUAACGACCUUUAUAAGCUGUCUGGUGAAUCGAGUGUUAACGCUUCAUCAGUUGGGCAUCCAUCAUGGGGAUAUAACUAGCAAGAAUGUUGUUCUAGGAUUGCAUAAGGAUGCCUUCACUUCUGAGGCCCUCCACAAUUCGUUCAUGUGCGACUGCAACGUGGAUAUUUUUUACAUCGGUGAAGAAGGGGAAGCGCCAAGUCUACCUCCGAAUUUGCCGAAGUAUAUUGUUCAACAUGAGGAGAUUGGGCUGUUAACAGACAAAGAAGAUAUGUCCAAAGUGGACCUUAUCGACUUUGGCUUAUCUUUUGAGGAGCCCACAAAGACGAAGGUCUGGGGAACCAAAUACUACCAGGCGCCUGAGAAUGAAGAAGGACGGUGUGCGUCCGCAAAGUCAGAUUUAUGGAGUUUAGGUUGCGUGCUUCUUUACGGUCUAGCCGGCGAGAAUUUCUUCGAAGAACAUGAUCAGCAUGAUUACCUGAAUCAUGAUGAUGAUAGCCAACUCCUCAUGAUUGAUGAUCAUCUAAGUGAAAAUCGUUGCUUAGGAAAAAACAUUAGUUUCAGGAUGUUGAUCGGAGACAUUAUUCACCAUCUCCUUCAGAAGGAUCCCUCCAAACGCGAUCCCGAUACUGUAAGAGAUCUCCUGCGAAAGCUCGAAAGUGGAGAUUACGGUUAUGACAGUGGGAACUCUCAAGAUGGGUCCAGUGAUGAGAACGAGAUUUAG